Molecule: messenger RNA, 608 nt
Organism: Balaenoptera musculus (blue whale)
Lineage: Eukaryota; Metazoa; Chordata; Mammalia; Artiodactyla; Balaenopteridae
Gene: SST
Product: somatostatin
Exons: 2
Coding region: 112-462 (116 amino acids)
Biological process (GO): regulation of cell migration
Cellular component (GO): extracellular region
Molecular function (GO): hormone activity
Source: RefSeq, a predicted model, not a curated record
CAUACAAGCCGCUUUAGGAGUCGCGAGGUUCAGAGCCGUUGCUGCUGCCUGCGAUCAGCUCCUAGAGUUUGACCAACCGCACUCUAGCUCGGCUUCUCCGGCGCCGCCGAGAUGCUGUCCUGCCGUCUCCAGUGCGCGCUGGCCGCGCUCUCCAUCGUUCUGGCUCUGGGCGGUGUCACCGGCGCGCCCUCAGAUCCCCGACUCCGUCAGUUUCUGCAGAAAUCCCUGGCUGCUGCCGCUGGGAAGCAGGAGUUGGCCAAGUACUUCUUGGCAGAACUUCUCUCUGAACCCAACCAGACAGAGAACGAUGCCCUGGAGCCUGAAGAUUUGUCCCAGGCUGCUGAGCAGGAUGAAAUGAGGCUGGAGCUGCAGAGAUCCGCGAACUCAAACCCGGCCAUGGCACCCCGAGAACGCAAAGCUGGCUGCAAGAAUUUCUUCUGGAAGACUUUCACAUCCUGUUAACUUUAUUAAUUAUUGUUGUCCGUAUAAGACCUCUGAUUCCUCUCCUCCAAACCCCAUCUCUCCUCCCUAAUCCCCCCAAUCCUCAGUAAGACCCUUGCAUUAGGAAUUGAAGGCUGUAAAUACAAAAUAAAAUUAUGAUGAAAUUA